GCCGAGGUACGAACAUGAGCCUGAUCGUCCACUGCAACUACUGUGACCUCAUUACCGACGAAAAGCGCAAAGAUGACCUUCGGAAAUACCUGGAAGACUUCCAGAACAAGCUCGCGACCGUCGGAUCGCCCGACCUCGGCGCCUACAAUAGCUUGAUGGAAAGUGUUGUCUGCCUCGUUGUCGAGGACGCCCUCGGACGCAUCAAGGGCCUGAAGCGGUACCGCAGUGCAGCAACAAAUAGGCCGGGUGAAGGCUUCUUGCGCUCCGUUCAAUGGGGUAUCGAAGGUUUCAAAGUAUUCAAGAAUAUGAAGACGGACUGUCAAGCCGGCGACGACUUGGCCAACUACGUCCCCCUCGUCGAGUGCGUCGAGCAAAAUUGGUCGGCGCUCGCACUCGUCCUCAUGGAGUCGAUUGUGUGCUGCCUCCGAUGGCUCCACCGCACUGUCUCGUGCGUGCUCGUUCCUGGUGCACUGACGCUCAGCAGAAUCUCGGUUGGCGACGGGCGCGUCGGCGGAGUCUCCAAGGCCGACAAGACGGUUGUCUGCACCACCAAUGACGUUCACUGGACAACACUACCGGGCGACAACUGGCGUCUUGGCAGCACUGCGUUUGCCCCCGACAGCAGCAACAAGCUCAGCUCGUCCGCGGUCCUGUAA
Saprolegnia diclina VS20 is the source of this 656-nucleotide messenger RNA. RefSeq lists its product as hypothetical. The record is from RefSeq and is a predicted model, not a curated record. The coding region runs from base 15 to 656 and encodes 213 amino acids. Lineage: Eukaryota; Oomycota; Saprolegniomycetes; Saprolegniales; Saprolegniaceae. The transcript is spliced from 2 exons.